GAGAAAAGACGGUAGGGAACGGGCGGCUUUCAUGCUCCAUCUACCAUGUGGAAGGUACAAUGCCUUGAGCUGUCCAAGCUCCUCUACUUCGUCCUCGCCUUCAUUGUCGUAUACAUCAGCCAGAACGAACGCUAUAAGUGUAUUUACAGAGCCAUCGUCAACUUUCCUAGGGAUGUAGAUUUAUUAGUGAAAAUUGCGCACAUGAUGCUUGUCAUAUUCUAUUAUGACAUUCGAGGAUGGACAACACUGGAUAUAUUUCAGCAGCAUGCCAAGAAAAAUCCACAAAAGGUUGCAUUUAUUUGUGGUGAAAAUUAUAUCCAGUACAAAGAGAUGGAUGAGUUUAGUAAUAGAGCUGCAAGGUUCUACUCUUCUCUAGGUAUUGCUAAAGGAGAUUCUGUUGCCAUAUUUUUGGAAACCAGAGUGGAGUACCCUUCAGUUUGGCUUGGUUUGAUGAAGAUAGGUGGAGUUGGUGCCCUCAUUAAUACAAAUCAGAGAACACAAGUUCUUGAGCAUUCUCUCAGAAUUAGUGGAGCCAAGUAUUUGAUCUAUGGGACAGAACUAACUCAAGCUUUGAAGGACAUCAAAGAUUUACUUAAGGACUUUAAACUUUAUCAUAUUGGAAAUGGUGAAGCUCUGGAGGGAUCAAAGAAUUAUCUUGAAGAGAUUUCAAAAUUCUCCCCAAAGCCAUUGGAUAAUCCUCUAAAAAUGAAAAUCACUGAUAAAUUUUUGUACAUAUAUACAUCUGGAACAACUGGUCUUCCUAAAGCUGCAAUAAUGACUCAUGCAAGGUAUUGGGUUUUGGUUCUUGCUUGCAUUAAAUGUUUCCGACUCAGGAGUUCUGAUAUUGUUUAUGAUCCCCUUCCUUUAUACCAUACUGCAGGAGGACUUUUGGGUGUUGGUCAAGUUUUGAUGAAUGGUUCUACUGUUGUCCUGAGGCCGAAGUUCUCAGCAUCCAAUUUCUGGGUAGACUGUAUUAAGUACAACUGCACUGCAGCCCAGUAUAUUGGAGAAAUGUGUAGAUAUCUCUUAAGCCAGCCACCUAGACCUACUGACAGGCAUCACAAAGUGAGGUGUGUUUUCGGAAAUGGUCUCAAAUUUCAGGUUUGGGAACCCUUUGUAAAUAGGUUUGGUAUUGAACAGAUUGGAGAAUACUAUGGAGCAACUGAGGGAAAUGCAGCAGUCAUUAAUGCCUGGAACUUCCCUGGUGCAUGUGGAUAUAUACCAUGGUUCGCCAAGCCAUUCUAUCCAAUCUCUCUCAUCAAAGUAGAUGAAACAACUAAUGAACCUAUUCGUGGACCAGAUGGACUUUGUAUUGAGUGCAAGACAGGUGAGCCAGGACUCCUAGUUGGUAAAAUUCAGAAAAGGCCUACUGGACAUUUUAAUGGUUAUGUUGACAAGGAAUCUACGGAGAAAAAAAUUUUGAGGGAUGUUUGCUCAAAAGGAGACAAAGUAUUCAAUUCUGGGGAUAUUCUUGUCAAGGAUGAAUGGGGAUAUGUCUAUUUUAAAGAUAGGACUGGAGAUACUUUCAGAUGGAGGGGGGAGAAUGUAGCUACAACAGAAGUUGAAGCCAUUAUUAGCAAUAUUGUCGGACUGAAAGAUGCUACUGUUUAUGGAGUAGAGCUACCUGAUGUUGAAGGACGUGCUGGGAUGGCUGCUAUAGUUGACACUGAAGGUCGUUUGGAUCUAGAAAAAUUAUCUGAAGGAAUUCAUAGAGACCUACCACCUUAUGCUAGACCAGUCUUCAUUAGAGUAAUUCAUAGCUUACCUAUCACAAGCACAUUUAAGAUACAGAAGGUUUAUCUGCAGAAGGAAGGAUACAAUGUUGACAAAAUUAGUGAUCCUAUUUAUGUAUUUGAUGCGAAAUCUUCUAAAUACAUUCCUUUCACAAGAGAACUCUACAAUGAUGUACUUAGCAACAAAUUAAGACUUUGAAUAAAUAAUGUUAAUAAUUGUAUAAUUUUUGGUAUCGAAAUGAUUUUUUUGUUAAAUAAUUUUUGUUUUAAAUAUAAGUUGUUUUUUUUUAAAUCAUUAUUUUAAUUCUUUAAUUCCCUCUACUCAAUAACUAAAAAUAAAGAUAUUAUGGUUUAAUUUAUUCAUUAACAACAAAUCAAAUUUUUAUCUGCUUGAAAUAGACUUAUUUUUUUUUUACUUAAGAAACAGUUAUCUACCUUGUAUAAACAGUCAAAACUUGAUACUAACCUAUUAUAUUUUUUUAUUCUUAAUGAAAUGUCGCAUUUCAUGCUUUUAAACAACCGUAACAAUUUGUUUCAUUCAGCAUGAUGCAAAAAUAAUGGUUAAUUUUGAAAUAAAUAAAACUUCUAGGAUUGUUUACUUUUUUAAAAAACUUACAAAUGAAUAAAUCUACAUAAUAAUGCACUUCAUCCAUUACCUAAAUUGUAAAUUAUUUUUGGCUUGAAAUCAAAAUCUGAAAUGUUUUAAAUCAUAUUGCAUUUUGUCCCCGAUACUAAAAGAUUAGAAGUGGGUGAUAAAUAUUCAGGUCACAGUCAUUACAAAGUUUUUAAAAGUGCCGACAUUUCAACCCAAACAUGUGGGCCAUCAUCAGAAAAAUUGUUUAAUACAUUCAGGAAUAUAAUAUUAUAAGACAUAAUGGUUAAUAAUAAAAAAAAAUAGUGAUUGAUGAUAAAUGAAGUAUGUAAAAAGUCAUAUGUUUAGGCCGUUACCAAUUGCUAACUAUUGAUAGGAUAUUUAUCGAUAUUACCAUUUGUUUAGGUCAUUAAUUUUAUUUUAAUUUUACACAAAAUUAUAAAUAGUAAAUUAUGACUAGUAAGUAUUUUCGUUUUGUUUUAAUUUAAGUUUAAUUUACUCAAAAACAUAUAUGUAUAUGAAUCGAGAGAACUUUAUUAUAUAGCUUAAUUUGAAUGUAAAAAAACAAUCACCUAUCUUAUGGACUAAUGGAUGGUCCCCCUCCCCCCUACAAGCUGAGGCUCUAUGAAUGGAGAUCUUUUUUCUCUGGCCAGCUAGAUGCUUAGAGAAUUGAGUGAGCAUCUCCCUUUAAUUAAUAUACGCAGCGUCUACCAUCACUUGUAUUUACCUAAGCCAGUGGUUACUUUACUGUAUAUCUUUGUUGGUGCCUCUACGUUCUUCAGCUGCCAGCUGGAAUAAGAAGAGAUUAACCUCCAACAGUAAAUCCGGUAAAAUCAUGCCUGAUUAUUCUUUAUUUAUUAUGAAACCAAACCUUUUAUAAUAGAACACCGUCAUAGUUUAGACGCUUCACCUUAAAUUUCCAAGCGAGAAUCACCUCAUUUUUUUUUUUUUUGGAAUGCAGAUAAUAGACAUUGCUUAGUUAUGAUUUUUUAAUGAAAUUUACAACUAUGAAAAUAAAACCAGUAAAUAUGCACACAUCAGAAAUAAUGACAUGAACCGACUUGAAGAGAUACUACCCAGUGGUAACACUCCCUAAUUAUAAUUAAUUUCUACUUUACAUUAUGUUUAUUAGUUCCCAAAUUUAUAUCACUAUAAAUUUAAUUUGUUGUUUUUCCUCAAAUAAUUAAUUUCAAAGUUCUUCCC
Molecule: messenger RNA, 3528 nt
Organism: Nezara viridula (southern green stink bug)
Lineage: Eukaryota; Metazoa; Arthropoda; Insecta; Hemiptera; Pentatomidae
Source: the annotation of a GenBank genome assembly